CGGGCCGGGCCGGGCCGGGCCGGGCAGGGCAGCCCGAUGGUCCGGACGCUGGCCCUCGCCUCCCUCUUCUUCCCGGGGCUGUUCGCCCUGGGCGCCCUGGGGCUGCGCCGAGCGCUGCCCCGAUGGACCGUGGCCGACUGCGUGCUCGUCAGCGCCAGGUUCGUCUCUUCGGUCCAGGCGGUCCUGGCCACGGUGUCCGGGUUGAUUAUCGUCUCCUCCUGCACCAACGUCAUCACUCACAGGCACUGGCUCGCUCACGAAUAUGUUUGGGUUCUGAUCCCCUACAUGAUCUACGACACUCUGGUCAUGUACCUUUGUUACUGGUGCAAGAACAGUGACCAGGACCAGAAAUACUCCCUGAGCAGCAUCAAGAACUUCCUGCGCAAAGAGCGUCUCAUGGUCGUGCACCACGUCUUCAUCUUGGUGGUCCUGGUGCCCAUUGCCCAGUACCUGCGGGGAGAACUUGGAGACUUCUUUGUGGGCUGCAUCUUCACGGCCGAAUUGAGCACACCAUUUGUGUCACUGGGCAAAGUUCUGAUUCAGCUGAAGCUGCAACACACCCUCCUGCACAAGGUGAACGCGGGCCUGAUCUUGGUGACCUUCUUCACCUGCCGCAUCCUCCUGUUCCCCUUCAUGUACUGGUCCUACGGCCGGCAGCAGGGGCUGCCCCUCCUGCAAGUGCCUUUCCACAUCCCCUUCUUCUGCAACGUGGCCAACGCUUUCCUCAUCGCCCCCCAGCUCUAUUGGUUCAAGCUCAUCUGCAAGAAGGGUGCCCGCCUAUUCGGCUCCUCCCCCGGGAGCAAGGAGCGGUAGUGGCGGCGAGGCUGGGGCAGCGGGCCACGGGGGGCGGCCACCCGGACGUCCCCGUGCCCGGCGCUGCCCCGCGGACCAGAGCCGAGCCUCGCGGAGCCUCGUUCCUGGGGUGGGUCGCGACAGGGAGGGUUCUGGGGGAAUGGUUUGGGGAGGAGCUGCCGCGGGCCCCCUCCCCUGGUGUGGUUCGGGGGUCCGCCCCCACCCGACUGCAGAAGCACUUUGUCCCGGUAACCGCUCUGGCGUCCUGUAUCUUUUAGCGGCUAAGACCCGCCAGCAGCAAGAUGGCGUUCACUCAACCCCGGGGAGGGUUCUUUGGGGUUGCCCCCGCGGGGCCGCACCCCGGGGGCAGGGGAAGGUGGGGGUCAAGGGUCAGCCGGCCACCAAGCUCGGCUCAGCCCCAGGCUGAUGCGAUGAUGCCUAAGCAAGGGGCCGCCCGCCCGCUCACCCUGGGCGCUAAAACGAACUUCGGGUGAGUGGAAAUAAAACACUGACUUCCUUCCCCCCCCCGACGUGCCGGGGACCUCCUCGGGGGGAGGGGGAUGAGCUAGGAUGAUAUCUGCGUGUCUCCUAGACGGCCGGACCCUGGAGCGGGAGGACCCUCCUGGUCUUCCCUACUCCACACUGCCGGGGGGAGGUGGGGAUCCCCAUGUGGCACCUGCCCUGGCCUUCAACCCCCGUGCAGCUCUAGCUGCCCCUAGUUUCCCUCAGCGCUCUGUCCCCACCACCCCAAGCCCUCCCCCACAAGGGAAGGGGAGACGAAGUGUGCACACAGGUGGGGCCAGCUGACUUUACGGGCGUCUCCAACUCUUGGCAAAAUCUCCCCGAGACCCAGAAACACUAUUCCCUUCCCAGCCCAGCCUCCUCCUAACCCCAGAUCCCAGCCUUCUGGGUGCUCCUGCCAGGGGCGACCGUUAGGCCCGAGCCGAGAGCGGGGUCUCCGCCGCCGCAUCCCAGGGGACGCGGUGACGGGAGGGGCCGCUGCUCCGCCGUCGCCUUCCUCCACACCGACGCCAACAGGUCGGUCUCGUGACCAACUCUUCCACUCGCCCACACCCCAGGAUCCUCACACCCGGACUGCAGACGCACCCCUCCUCCCCGCCCCACGAAGCCGCACCCCGGCCGGCAAGUUCUCUGCAGCCUAAACCUGCGACCCGGGAGUCUGUCGGACAGGUGUGCUUUGGGGCCUCGGGCGGAAAUAACCACUGGGAGUGCCCUCCCCCUCGUGAAGUACCCAGCCUUAUCCAUUCCCCACCGUCGUCACACACAGAGCUCUAGUGCCAACAUUAAACAGGUCUCAAAGGGAGGGUGUGCUUUAGUAAUGUUCAGUGGUGAAGUGUUUUUUAAAAGCUAGGGUAUUUUUUUAAUGGUGUCGUCUUCUGUCCCAGCGGUGUCUUGUUCUUUCCCAGUAAUGGUGCGUAGCAGUAAUAACGUCGUUCCCCUCUCGGAUUACUGCCGUUUUAGGAUCGGCCUAAUUGGUGCCGUCUUUUUAAACUUGUGAAAUGGUGUGCGUGUUGCAGGUGUGUCUUGCCGUCUCGUGACCAGUAAUCUGUCUUAAAGAAAAACAAAAGGGCCUCAUGGUAAUAAAAUUGCACUAAUGUUUCCUUUCUUGCUACACCCAUUGUUAAGGAGACCAAUAAACGUUUCGUCUCGGAACCAUCCACUAACGAA
Ornithorhynchus anatinus (platypus) is the source of this 2481-nucleotide messenger RNA. It is a transcript of the gene TLCD3A, whose product is annotated as TLC domain containing 3A. The record is from RefSeq and is a predicted model, not a curated record. The transcript has 5 exons. NCBI's taxonomy places the organism in Eukaryota, Metazoa, Chordata, Mammalia, Monotremata, Ornithorhynchidae. Gene Ontology annotation, biological process: lipid homeostasis. Bases 37 to 813 code for a protein of 258 amino acids. Gene Ontology annotation, cellular component: endoplasmic reticulum; membrane.